CUCUCUCCUCCCCCUCUAGGUUUGUUCUCUAUUAAGGUUCAUACUCCCCUACAUUAAACCAAGGGAGUUUGCCACAAUGACUGAUGUUACAGUACUCCCUCCUCUUGGCUACAGUGCUAUUGCUGAGGCAGUUAAUUCAGCCUCUACCAUAAACCAGUUAGGAUUACUGGACUGUCUGCUAGCAGUCAUUGCUAAGGCAUUGUCUGUGCAGGUGAAGGUGAAAGGACGUGGUUCUAAUAUUCUACAGAAGUUAACUGGUGAUUCAACUAUUACUGCUGCAGUGACUUUGGCUGCUCUUAAAAACCCUAAGCCGGUAGCAGGAGAGACUCACGUGAGACCCCUCCGCUGGUAUUUGCAAGGAUCUAUUGAGCAAGAGGUGGCAAUUGAGAUUGUUAAACUUUUGAAAGACAUGACCAAGUCUGUACUGAAAGGUCAUUGGAAAGACUAUGCCAAGUCGGCCAUUGGACAAGCUGUCCUCCAUUUAACUAAAGUUAAUGAAGAAGCACGUAAUGCUGACCCAGGAAUGUACUCACAUACUGUAAGAGAGGGAGAGAGGGAGGAGGAG
This is a messenger RNA of Amphimedon queenslandica, 565 nucleotides long. Its product is annotated as E3 ubiquitin-protein ligase MYCBP2-like. The annotation marks the transcript as partial. The record is from RefSeq and is a predicted model, not a curated record. Gene Ontology annotation, molecular function: ubiquitin protein ligase activity. Gene Ontology annotation, cellular component: nucleus; plasma membrane. Lineage: Eukaryota; Metazoa; Porifera; Demospongiae; Haplosclerida; Niphatidae. The transcript has 3 exons.